Messenger RNA from Thecamonas trahens ATCC 50062, 1126 nucleotides. RefSeq names its product zinc carboxypeptidase A 1. The record is from RefSeq and is a predicted model, not a curated record. The transcript has 2 exons. Gene Ontology annotation, biological process: proteolysis. The coding region runs from base 47 to 1126 and encodes 359 amino acids. Gene Ontology annotation, molecular function: metallocarboxypeptidase activity; zinc ion binding. NCBI's taxonomy places the organism in Eukaryota, Apusomonadida, Apusomonadidae.
UUAUCCAGACGUUGCUGAUGUCUAUCGGCCCUCGUUUGCUACACACAUGUCCGCUUCUCGCCUACGCGCGGCACUCGAUGAGGCCCUUGCGCGAUGGCCGGCAGAGUCGGUGACCCGGCCGGCCGAGGGCCACUCGCGGAAGGACGAGCAAUUCCUGUCAUUCGUCUCGGCCAUGCAUGCUCGAGAGCUCCUGCCGUCUCACGCGCUUGUCUCUUUCGUGGACGAGAUCGGCCGGGCCCUUCAGGCGCCAGCGAGUCCAUCAGACUCUGAUUGCGUGGCAGGCAUGAGCAGAGAGCUUGCGCACUGGAUAAGAGAUACAUACACGCUGCAUCUCCUACCGCUGCUCAACCCCGAUGGCCGUGCAAGAGUCGAGGCCACCAGCAACUACUGCUGGCGCGGCAAUGCCCGCGGCGUCGACCUCAACCGCAACUUUCCCUGGGCUUGGGGCGGCGAAGGCGCUUCGCACAAUCCGCGCUCCGAGGAGUACUGUGGCAAGACAGUACUCUCCGAGCCAGAGUCUGCCUUUCUGGCCGGUUACGCAAGCUCGCUCGUCAACCCCCUGCAGAUCUUUCUCUCGCUGCACGCGGGCGUCCACCACAUCUAUCUCCCCUUUGCCGACUCAAUCUCGCGCGCAUCGGGUGCUGCCCCCGAUAAUCACGCUGCUGCCCUCGCUGCCGCCGUCGCUGCCGCAGGCACUGUUGCCUGCGCGCAUGGGGUCCACUUUGACGUCGGCCGCGCCGCAGACCUCUCCGAAUACCCCGCCGACGGCACUAUCUUUGACUUUAUGGCAGGCGCUGCUAACGUCCCCUUCUCGUAUGCCCUCGAGCUGUGGGGCGCGAGCAAUCCCGCUGCUGCGGAGGGGAGUCUCGGCUGCAACCCGAUCUUCAACCCGCAGGAUUUUGAACUCGCUCCUGCGCUUGCCGUUGCGCAUACUUUGAUCUCCGAGCUGCUCGCGAAUGCCGUUCCACCUUCGGUGCCUCCCGCUCCGCACCCGCGCGCAGCGCCGGGCGCCGUACCGCGCGCCACGCUUGCCGCACUCGCAUCCGCCGCUUCGCCCCGUGCCCUCAAAAUCGCGGACCUGCUGCGAAGUACCUGCCAUCUCGCAGCAAGCGAGACGUGCCCCUGA